Messenger RNA from Aspergillus niger, 732 nucleotides. RefSeq lists its product as uncharacterized. The transcript has a single exon. The record is from RefSeq and is a predicted model, not a curated record. Bases 1 to 732 code for a protein of 243 amino acids. Lineage: Eukaryota; Fungi; Ascomycota; Eurotiomycetes; Eurotiales; Aspergillaceae.
AUGAUGCCACCUACAACAUCCCCUGUUCCUCACAUCCACCUUCUCUGCAUGGACGAACAGUUCAUCCAUGCCUUCCAAUCCGUCAUGUCGACGGCCACCACAUCUCCCCAAUUUCCCAAAAUCACUUUUCACAACUGUUCCCUCUCCUACCUUCCCCCAAGCAUUCAAUUCGACGCCAUCAUCUCCCCCGCCAACUCCUACGGCCGGCUAGACGGUGGCUUCGACGACGCCAUCUCACGUGCCUUUUCCCCAACGACAGACUACCUCGCGUUGACCCGGCACACGCAGGGGAUUCUCUACCGCGACUAUCGGGGCUAUUUACCUCCGGGAUCAUGUACCCUCAUCCCCAUCCCGGAGGAGUUUGGCCCUCGUUCGAAGAAUGUCUGGGGAACAAGGUAUUUGGCGCUAUGUCCGACCAUGAGAGUGCCGCAAAAUGUGCGCUGGGAUCGGGAGAUUGUGUAUGAGUGUAUCUGGAGCUUGUUGUGCGCUGUCGACAGACAUAACUGGGACGUCGAGAGGAGAACAGAUGGAGCAACGAGGAUUGAUAGCCUCUUGAUGACCCCGUUUGCGACGGGGUGUGGGCUUGUCUCGCCUGAGAAGUGGGCCAGGCAGAUGGUUCUGGCUCUGAAUCAUUAUAUCGAUGCGGUGCAGAACCCAGAGAAGUGGUCUAAUUUGGAUCUGGGUCAGGCCAUGGAGUAUUCGAAUGAGGUGGCGAGGACUUGGGAGUUAUAG